Molecule: messenger RNA, 510 nt
Organism: Eimeria mitis
Lineage: Eukaryota; Apicomplexa; Conoidasida; Eucoccidiorida; Eimeriidae
Product: WD domain, G-beta repeat-containing protein, putative
Exons: 3
Coding region: 1-510 (169 amino acids)
Source: RefSeq, a predicted model, not a curated record
AUGGGGCCCCAGGGGCCCCACGCCAAGGGGACCCCGGGAUCGAAGCAGAGCCAGCUCCCUAUGGAGCAUCCGCAGUCUCGGAGCUCCAAGCGGUCUCGGUCUAUACUAAAACAACACAAAACCCUCAACGCCAAAACCACCGAAAACAGAGAAGCCGUCUCCUCCCUAUUCAGAGCAGUAGCAGUAGCAGUAGCUGCAGCAGCAGCAGUAGCUGCAGCAGCAGGAGCAGUGGUUGCAGCAGCAGCAGCUGCAGCAGCAGAAGUAGCAGCAGCAGUAGCUGGAGCAGCAGCAGCAGCAGCAGUAGCGGCUGCUGUUGCUGCUGCUGCUGGCGCAGCAACAGCAGCUAUUGCAGCAGCAGCAGCAGAUACUGCAGCAGCAGCAGCAGCUACUGCAGCAACAGCAGCUAUUGCAGCAGCAGAUGCUGUAGCAGCAGUAUCAGCAGCAGAAGCUGCUCCUGAAUCAGCAGCAGCAGCAGCAGCAGCAGCAGCAGCUAGACAGCAGCGACAGUAG